AUGUACCCCCCCUCUUUCCGUCCCCUGAUUCCGCCUCCCAUCCCCCACCCUCCUCUUCCAUAUAUCCCCCUCCUCGUCGCGCAUCUCCCUCCCCUCCUUCCCCCUUCCCCAUCCCGCUUCUCCCCCCUUCCCUUUCCUUCUCUCCUCCAGUGCAUAGCAGCAGGACGCCCAGACACGCCUGUUGUUCAGGGCGCCACGCCACAGCACCACUUUCAACCGCACCAUCCUCUGCAGGGGAUCUUCCCUACCUGUCGAAUCUCCCCUUUCCUGCACGCAGCUCUCCCCUCUCCCAUCGCCUAUGCUAACGGUCUCUUUCCCCCCUUGUGCCCUCCUCUUCUUCCCUCCUGCCCUCCCGUGUUCCAGCUCUGCCAUCCCUCUCUGGCAUCAGAGCCUUGCUCGCUGGCAUCGGAGUUGGCGGGCGUUUGGGUGGUGGGGGGUUCCUUCUUCGCCAGUGGGGAUGUCAACGCGGCUGCAGAGGAGAGCGUGUUUGCAAACCCCGCGGCAGCUGACGGACCAGGUGCGGACGAGUGGCGCAUGGACAUCCAGGUGCACUGCCGACCAGCUGACAUCCACGGAUUCCACGUGCUGGGACUCAACGCUACCACACAGGUCACACUCACUGCACCAUCAUCAACAUCAACCGCAGUGAGUCCAGCUUCCGUAGCCAAUCACGUUCCAGGAAUCCACGCCACCUGUCGGGCAGCUGAUUGGCUCAUCACCGGUGGAAGCGGGCAAGAUUUGCAUGCAGUCACAACUGUUGACGAGCUCAUG
This is a messenger RNA of Closterium sp. Naga37s-1, 771 nucleotides long. NCBI's taxonomy places the organism in Eukaryota, Viridiplantae, Streptophyta, Zygnematophyceae, Desmidiales, Closteriaceae. The record is from the annotation of a GenBank genome assembly.